Trichophyton benhamiae CBS 112371 is the source of this 3816-nucleotide messenger RNA. Its product is annotated as histone deacetylase complex subunit (Hos4), putative. Bases 1 to 3816 code for a protein of 1271 amino acids. Lineage: Eukaryota; Fungi; Ascomycota; Eurotiomycetes; Onygenales; Arthrodermataceae. The record is from RefSeq and is a predicted model, not a curated record. Gene Ontology annotation, molecular function: protein binding. The transcript has 3 exons.
AUGAGUGAUGUUGAAACGGCCUCUUCGCUACCGGAAACCUUGAACUCCCCCCAUCAGAGAGCCAAUCUUCACCUCGCCCCCAAACCCGCUCUGGACGUGCCUAGGAGCGCCACUUCUGCCAACGGAGAUGAUGGACGGCCUGCGGCGGAGGACGCGGAUGUAAACGAUGACGCCGUCAGUGUCAAGGCUGAUUCUGAGGCAGAAACUAUCAUCCAGUCCGGCAGAGAGGAGUUGUCGCCAGAGAAGAAGAAGACCUACAUUCGACAUGUCCCCGGCCAAAACGAUAAGAAUGGAUUGGACCUGGCCUCACGGAAGACCCCCAAGUUCAGUCAGCCUGGUAACUGGCAACUCGGCAAGCGGAAACGACCCGACCACGAGAACGAUGACUCCAGGUCGGCCCUUCGAAGUAACCAGAGUUCUCGAGCAUCGAGUCCGGUUCCGGCCCUAAAACAGGAAAAGAUAGACGAACCACAGGCGCUGUCCAGUAUUCAAGGUCCCCCAUCUCCCAGUGAUGAUGUCUCUACUGAACGGAAACCGGACGAUAAGUCUAGGAAACCAGAAAGCGCAACUAUUGACACUAGAGAUGUUCCUGCCGGUGGGCGUAGGCUUAACCAUCGGUCCAACUCCCAUGGCCAUGAAUCUGCUGGGAAAUCUGAGUUGUAUGCUUCCCGCCGUCAGGACAGGUCUCAUUCCCCUCCUAUUCGCUCACACAAGAGGGUCACAUCUGAUUCUACACACUCCCCUCCGCUUUCCAACAUCCAAAAGAGAAGAAAAUUACCCCCACAACCAUUGAUGGACCAGUCGAACCAUGCUUCGGAAGGCAGAGCUUCGCCAUUUUCUGCCUCAAGCGCUGGUUCACCUCCUCCCAAUCCACGUAAUCGUCGACUAACCUCCUGUGACACUUUUCCUUUCUCGCCCGUGAAGCAGGCACAAAACAAAAAGCUACGCGACCAGAAUGGCCGAACACGUCUUGCCAGAGCCUGUGCUGCACAGGAAAUAGAAGCAGCCAAGUGUCGGCAGGCUGAACGACCAGAGGACCUUAAUGUUCCCGACAAUGCAGGAAACACGCCACUCCAGAUUGCUGCCCUUGAAGGAUGUGCUGAAAUCGUGAAAUUCCUAAUCGAGGCCGGUUGCGAUAUCCACACCAAGAACAUUGAUCGUGAUACACCCCUCAUCGAUGCGGUGGAAAAUGGGCAUUUAGAUGUUGUUAAAAUACUUUUAGAUGCUGGUGCAAAUCCCCGUGUUGGCAAUGCAAAGGGUGACGAACCAUACGACCUUGUUCCGUCUGACAAUGAGAACCGGCAUGAACUACGACGCGUUCUUGCAGAGGCGAAAUGUCGUGGCAACAAACGACGGAAGUCGGAUGAUAUCAGUGGGCAAGGGGCUUCCUCAACUAAGGAUCCUCGUUCGAGAGGAGCAUCAGCUGCAAGCUCGCCAGACUCCCCUCCCCACCAUGCCCAGAGCCCUCCACCGCAAUAUAACCGACGGAAAACCGUUAGGAGUGAAGCUACUCGAAAUGAUCUGCUGUGGACAAAACCAACUUUCGAAAAUCUUCGACUUUUUGCUGCAAAGGGCGACAUGGCCGGAGUAGCUACCAUCCUCAAUAUCCUCCAGAAGGCAGACACGGAAUCCCUGAUUGCAGCAGCAAAGGGUGGUCAUGAUGAAGUGCUCGGACUUUUGCUUGGAAUGGGGAACCCUGACCCUGACCCAGAGCCCCUAACUAAUGGCAACCACAGAGCCGGCCAUGACACUCCCAUGCUAGCAGCGAUCGGACGAGGUAAUAUUGAUGUCAUUAAGCUUCUAUUGGACCAACCGGGCUUCAACCCUACCCGUACGGACCACAAGAAUCGUCGAUUUUUUGAACUUGCAGAAGAACGCAGAGGUGAUAACUGGGAACUGGAGCGGGACCUACUGAAAGAAGCAUACGACGAAUAUAUCAGUGCGCAUCCUAAAGCCCAAAAAGGCGAGUCAAGGUCUCCACGACGGCCGCGAGAUCCACUCAAAGUUGCCAAAAGGCCGGAUCGUGACUCCCCAUCUCCGGCCUCUGUCGUUCGCAAGAGCUCGAGUAAGAGUGUCACGUCCCAUCGCCAAAACGAGGAAGGGUCUAAAGAACUGAAGCUACAAAAGGAAAGAAAGAGAGCGGAUGGUGUAGCUUCCACGAAGGACAGACUGCCUACAAACAAGGUAUCAAGCCGGGAAGACUCUCAUGGCUUAAUGGACGAAAGAGAUCAUGGGCAGUCUGACAGAAAGCAGAAAAUGCCAUCCGACUCCCGUAGCCCACGGGAAGCCACACCUCAUAAACAUGGCGAAGAACCUGUCAAACGUCGUCGUCUCAUUGCUGGACGACCGCCACCAGAUCAUGCUAAACGAAGACCAAGUGUGAUGUCUUCAGACUCAUUUUCCGGCCGUGAAGAUGUAUCUAACAAGGCAGGCAUCACCGAAGAUUCAAAUGAUAAUGGUUCAAGGUCAGAGAAACGCAACGCUAUCUUGAAACGUUCCCGAAAUAGCGUCUCACCAAAGCCUUCCAAACCUCGAAAUACCGAGAAUGAAGAGGUUCGCGAGAAACAUGUCAAGAAACGACGGAUACUUUCGAGUGAGCAUUCAAGCCAACCCCAAACCACCGUUGAGGGGUCAAAAUCGAAGGUCGAAAGCGAUACUCAGACUUCUAAGCCGCGUUCGGUCCACCGUGAUAGUCUUGGCUUGAAGACGGAGGGUUCUAAAGCAGCUGACCAUUCGAUAAGCCAUAGCGACAAGCAUCGUUCUACUUCUCGCGACCCUACAGCCACUAAAAUCAAACGCAGAGCUUCCGACUCUGGUGUUAAAGCUGAGACGCCAUCUGAAAGCAAUGCCGCGGCUAAGGCUAAGCAUGAAAGACAUGCUGAGAAGGAGCAUGCUCCUACGGAAGCGGAGCUUGAAAGAGCAGCGGAAAAGGCUCAAGCAAAAGCACGGAAAGAGGCAGAAGCUGCAAAGAUAGCUGCUGAAAAGGCAGCUAUUAUUGAACGCGAGAAAGCCGAGCAAGAAGAAAGAAGGCUGGAAGAAGAGCGGAAGAAACAGGAAGAAGAGCGAAAACAAGAGGAGGAACGCAAGCGCAAGGAGAUAGAACAGCGACGAGCUCGCCAGGCAGAAGAGGAGCACCAGCGAAGAGUGGAACAAGAACGUCUCCGCCAGGCGCGUAUACGGAGAGAACAGGAGGAACAAGAGCAAAGACGGCGGGAUGCCCUUCCUCAUCGUCUCCGCACCGCUGCCAACCUAAUCGGUGCCAAUGACCCGCGAGCUAGGAGUCAUGAAUUCCUCAAAAGGGUCAUGCCCAUCCUGCAAGCGACACGGGAUGACCUCGAGCCACUUUGCGACCCCGAGCUGAAGAAUGAGAAGUGGAUUCUGAACUUCUACGUUGCUCUAUUACUUGCGACUAACGAUCUUCAGUUGUCACAAUACCCCAGCUGGGAGAAGAGAGUUGCCACACCUACUCAAAGAAGCAAUAUCUGGGAUUGUAGCGGGCCCAUGCUAUCGAAUCCUCAACAACUCAAUCCUAUCAAGGCUGGCGGAAAUGAUUAUUCUCGCAUCUACCGGGAAACCAAACCAUUGUAUGAGAAGAUGGAGCAUGUUUUCUGGGUAAAGUGCUCUGAUUUUAUGGAUCUGGUCCCACAUAUUCCGCAUCUUCACGGCCUUAAUAUCACUUUUGUUAGCAUGCAUAUCGACCCGGAGCCUUCUGCCUCACUCCAGGAUAAAUCGCACAUUGUCAAUGGAGAUCACUCUUCUCACCACCCCUUGAUCAAUGGCACUUCCGAGCCUAACGGUGUCAACCACAGCUCCUAG